AUGUUGCUCCACCAGUCUGAGAUCACGGAGUCCCGUCCCAAACCCCUGCAAGGUAUCUUAGGGGGGAUUGGCAUUGCGCUGUCUGUUCAUUCUCUUCUGGUGCUAAAUGGAUCUGUUCUUGGGGUCUCUGGCUUUGUUCACCGCUCACUUCGAGGAGAUAAAGCAGCGAUGGCUUCCAUCGUAGGUCUGGUUCUGGGUGGCAUUGCAGUCGGUAUCGUCAGUAAUGCGGACACCCCGGAGCCCCGCACUGUGUCUUCGCUUCUCCAAAUGGUGUUUUCUGGAUUGCUCGUCGGUAUUGGGACCAGGUUAGCCAACGGAUGCACCUCAGGUCAUAUGAUCUGUGGCUUGUCUCGAUUUUCACUCCGUUCCCUGGUGGCAACAACCACAUUCUUCGUAAUUGCUGUAGCUACAAGCCACUUCGCUCAUGGCGCUCUUGGAACAUCUGGAUCCUUGGAUUGGACCCUCGAUAACCAGGGACGACAAUUUCUGGGUGCAAUUCUUUCCCUUGGGACCCUGUGGCUUGCUUACACGUGCUUGGCCAUCAAGAAUGGCACUGGCAACAGUUCAAAACUCGUGAGCCGACAAAUACAUUCUUGUGCUAAUCUUGUGCCAAACAUUCCAAAGUCCAUUCUUCGCUAUCUGGCAAGCUUCUUGACAUCGUUGGCUUUCGCGUUCUCCCUCUUCCUUGGCAAUAUGGUCGAUCCACACAAAGUAUUGACAUUCUUGGCGUUACCGUUGUCCUCGGCAUUCGACCCGACCCUGGGAUUCGUUGCAGGAAGUGCUCUGCCUCUGGCCACCCUGCUCUAUUGGUAUGUACGUGUAGAGCAACCCAAGCUUGGUGGCAAAUGGAACAUCCCGACCUCCUCAAAAAUCGACUGGAGGCUCAUACUUGGUUCAGUGAUAUUUGGGAUUGGCUGGGGGAUCGCUGGUAUUUGCCCUGGUCCUGCUCUAGUAAACUUCGGACGUUCUCUGUAUGCUGGUAUUGGUUUCGCGGAGUAUGCAGCUUGGCUCUUGUUCAUGGGUUUCGGUGGCUUGCUUGUGAGGUGA
Messenger RNA from Suillus plorans, 1047 nucleotides. RefSeq lists its product as uncharacterized. The transcript has 5 exons. Lineage: Eukaryota; Fungi; Basidiomycota; Agaricomycetes; Boletales; Suillaceae. The record is from RefSeq and is a predicted model, not a curated record. Bases 1 to 1047 code for a protein of 348 amino acids. Gene Ontology annotation, cellular component: plasma membrane.